This is a messenger RNA of Cyprinodon variegatus (sheepshead minnow), 721 nucleotides long. It is a transcript of the gene trappc2, whose product is annotated as trafficking protein particle complex 2. Gene Ontology annotation, cellular component: TRAPP complex; nucleus; cytoplasm. The record is from RefSeq and is a predicted model, not a curated record. The transcript has 4 exons. Lineage: Eukaryota; Metazoa; Chordata; Actinopteri; Cyprinodontiformes; Cyprinodontidae. Gene Ontology annotation, biological process: endoplasmic reticulum to Golgi vesicle-mediated transport. The coding region runs from base 208 to 630 and encodes 140 amino acids.
GUUUUAAUCUGGAGUAUUUUAACCUUAGCUACAAAAACCCGUUAAAGAAUCUAUUGAUAUAGUUCUAUAGCUAUAGACCUGUUAGCGUAGAGACUGACAUUUUGCUUAUCUGGGUAGAUUUAGUCAUUCAUUGGAUUUUGCGGUAGAUUAAAUGAUUUUUGACUGAUUUCAGAGCAUCUCGUGGUUCGCCAAGAAGACAUCUAUACAAUGUCGGGAAGCUUUUACUUUGUAAUGGUCGGACAUCAUGACAACCCUGUGUUUGAGAUGGAGUUUUUACCACCUGGGAAGCCUGAAUCUAAGGACGACCACCGUCACCUUAACCAGUUCAUUGCACACGCCGCCUUGGACUUGGUGGACGAGAACAUGUGGCUUUCCAACAGCAUGUACCUGAAAACUGUGGACAAGUUCAACGAGUGGUUUGUCUCAGCCUUCGUCACAGCAGGACAAAUUAGAUUCAUCAUGCUACAUGAUAUGCGACAAGAAGAUGGAAUAAAGAACUUUUUUAACGACGUUUACGACUUAUACAUAAAGUUCGCAAUGAAUCCUUUCUAUGAAAUCAACGCACCAAUCCGCUCCACUGCAUUUGAGAGGAAAGUCCAGUUUCUCGGAAAGAAGCAUCUCCUGAGUUAAUCAGACGAUGCUAAGAUUUGAAUGUUUUCUUUCCCUUGUAUAUAUCGAAAUAUGCGUGCAUGAUCUGUUUUCCUGUCGAAUAAAAAGUAUU